Molecule: messenger RNA, 1783 nt
Organism: Linum trigynum
Lineage: Eukaryota; Viridiplantae; Streptophyta; Magnoliopsida; Malpighiales; Linaceae
Source: the annotation of a GenBank genome assembly
AAAUAUUCAUGAAUCCACCAAUUCAAUUACAUUUUUUUAUGAAUCCAAUCCAAUUACAUUUUGAUCAAAAGGAUUGGAUUAAAAUAGAUUGGAUUAGUUUGAUAUUUUAGUGGAUGAAUUGGAUUGCAAUGGUAAAUUGGAUUGGAAAUUGCCACCUCUACACUGGAUGCACUCUGCCUAUUUAUCCUUGUUAUUGUAGUAAAAGGGGCAAAAUGAGAGGUCAAGGCAAAGGUAUGAAGAUCACGAUCGGGAAGCAGAGGUGCGAAGUAGAGCAUGAAGAUCGUGGCCUCCAUAGCAGAGAUCGCGGCCGCGAAUUAUGGAGCUCCAUGCGCAAACUUGAAGAACAAGCCGGAAGGGAGGACCAUAGAGUUUUGACAGUCGACUCGCGACUCCUGUUGUCCCAGCCUGCGAGAAAGAUCGCAGUUGUGACUCACGAAUCGCGAUCUCUCAAGCCAGCAAGGAGUAAAGUUGUUGCAUCCAAGAUUGCAGCCUCUCUCCCCCAGAUCACGGCCGCGAUCUUCUCUCAUCCAACCAUGAACUUUCUUUUCAUCCUAGAACUCUAUAUAUAGGGGACUCCUCCCUUGAGUAAAGUCGCUUCUAUCAGAUUUCUUGUUCUAGAGUGAGGUUACAGAGAGAAGUAGAAGUUUGGAGAAAAAGUGGAGGAUAGCUAUGGAGGAGGAUUUCCAACACUUGAGGACCUUUUCUUCAUGAUUUCUUCCCCUCUUUGGAUGUCCCUUCUUUCCCUCUGUUAGUCCAAGCUAGGUCAAUAAUGGAUACUUUUGACGUGGUCAAUGCACAAACUAAUUCAGAUUUCAAUAGUGAGAGAUUAGCACUAGCUUGAUUAAGCAAUCCAUAAGGACUUGCCAAGAAUCUCUCCUGAAGUGAUUAAUUUGUUGGCACUGAUGAAUAGAACAAAAUUAGAGAAGGUAUAGAGAGAGAGAGAGUCGGAACACGCGAUUUUAACGUGGUUCGGCCAAUAUGGCUUUACAUCCACGUCCCAGAGAUAGUUACCACUAUCUCACGAGAGACUCUAACUUUUAUUAAAAUAAAAGACUCUCUAACCUAUGAAAUUGAAACAACCUUAACACUUCGUGUGAAGAACCAAAUAGGUGCAACUCCACACCUAUUCAACCCUUAGCUAAAUCCAAGCUAAGCCACCCACUCAAUCAAUCAAGCCUACACUCUUAGUUUGACUUGAUUGGAGAGUAAUCCACCUAGUGCAACUUCCAAGAAAGAAUCCCCUCUUGCUCUUGCACUAGUCCCAAUUACAAAUACCCUUCCUACCCUUAAACCCUCCCUAGCUUGAAUAUCUCAACCCCCAAGAUAUCAAGCUAUUCACACCACGAAAUAUGAUCACACAAUUUCGCUAUUACAAGGGAGACGAGAGCUUUGCAAAAGGUUCUCUAAACUACAAAUGACUCUCCUAUUUAUAGUGAAAGCAAAACUCCAUUUCCUUUCAUUUGUAGUCCUUUAUAUGGCAAGUAUCUCCUUGUUUGAUAUGCUCUUCACUUGAUAUGGUAACUUCUUGAAGGCCAAGCAAUUGCUUUGAAUUCUUUCCUUUUCUUAGCAAAUCUUUUCAAGACCUUGAUUGUGAUAUUUCUGCAAGAAAUGUUAGUCUAAAAUAAAAGCACAUAUUCAAGACAACAUAAAAUUGCUAAUUUAAGCUUUUUGACUCAACAAUCUCCCCCUAAGCUUGAUUUAGCAUCCUAUUGCAGCAUAUGCUUUUCCAUAUAGCCAUCACAUAUCUCAAUACUCAUUCAACUAAUAAAUAGAAACUUCAAAU